Molecule: messenger RNA, 1428 nt
Organism: Oryzias melastigma (Indian medaka)
Lineage: Eukaryota; Metazoa; Chordata; Actinopteri; Beloniformes; Adrianichthyidae
Gene: mcfd2
Product: multiple coagulation factor deficiency 2, ER cargo receptor complex subunit
Exons: 4
Coding region: 145-612 (155 amino acids)
Molecular function (GO): calcium ion binding
Source: RefSeq, a predicted model, not a curated record
UGGAACACAUCAGCCAAUCACAAAUGAGCUGUCGUGUCCAAGAGAAUCUACGGGGAGCCACUUAGUUCAAAAACAGUCCAUAACUGCUAACAGUCGUCUAGUGCAACAAAAAUACGGCGCUUCUCGGAAAAGACAUUUAAAAAAAUGAGGAGCAGCUUCUGUGUCCUGCAGUGGGGAGGUGCGCUCCUCCUCCUCCUGUCCUCCUCCCUGUUACAUGUCCAUGCAGAGGUCCCACCCAUUGAGGAGCAGAUUGUGGGCAGUGCGGCUCACAUACCCAGCCACCACACGCGUCUGGACAAGAACAUAGUCCAGGAUCAGGACCACAUCAUGGAGCAUUUGGAAGGAGUCAUAGACAAACCAGAGAAAGACAUGACACCGCAAGAGCUGCAGCUGCAUUAUUUCAAAAUGCACGAUUAUGAUGGAAACAACCUGCUGGACGGUCUGGAGCUGGCCACAGCGAUCACACACGUCCACAAAGAGGAAAAAGGAGAGCACAGCCAACCCAUGAAGGAGGAGGAUCUUAUUGCUCUCAUUGACGACGUUUUAAAAGAUGAUGACAAAAACAACGACGGCUACAUCGAUUAUGCCGAGUUUGCCAAAUCUCUGGAGUAGAGUGGAUUCGGUUGGGAGGACUUGUCAGAAAAGGGAGAACAGCGUGAAGACACAGGAAAGAGCCAACCACAUCUUUGUUUCUGUCGCUCACGCCUGAUAAUCAGUCUGUAAUUUAAGCUGGUUCCUUUGUACCAGCUGUAGGAGCACAACUCGUCACUCUAGAAAUCAAAUCAACAAACGCGCUGGAACGGGGUCAUUCUGCAUUUCUGUGAGGUCCUGUCCGUUUCAGCUGUUUUCUACCAAAGUCCAACAGUCCAUAUUGAUCGGUUGUUAAAGCUAAAACUGAUGCUGCCUUCAUUUACCAGGCUGCUCUGUAGCGUUUACUAAAAUACUGUCAAAUUAACUCAAGUAUUUACACGUUCACAUGUAUUUCGAUGGACCAAACGAGGCCGUCUGAGAGGCCGCCGGUUCCGUAACGUCAGAAACGUGGCCUUCACUUGAUCCAGAACGAAUGAAGCUUGAACUGAUCCGAUGUUUCCUGUAUUUCCACAAUGAGCCCACCUUCAGUUGGUGCAGCCAGACCUCUCCUCCUUCCGCCUCUGAAGUGAGGCGGCGCCGCACUGACGUACGUCACUGCCGUGACAGUAAAGCACUUGAAUGUAACUCGUCUGUUUCACACGCUCGCUGCCUUUAAAACACGUCAGGUCAAAGUUCGUUGAAUCCAUCUGUGAUUUCUUCUGAAGUGUUUUUUCAUGUAGAUGAAUGCUAUAUUUUUGCCAUCCAUUGGUGAUUCUUCAGAUGUGGUUCAAUGGAAAAUAUUUAAAGAUAUAAAAAAAUAAAACUGGAGGAUGAAAAAAUAAAUCAGAGUCUAAUUUA